This is a messenger RNA of Oncorhynchus keta (chum salmon), 4431 nucleotides long. RefSeq names its product frizzled-6-like. Gene Ontology annotation, molecular function: Wnt receptor activity; Wnt-protein binding. The transcript is spliced from 8 exons. Gene Ontology annotation, cellular component: plasma membrane. Gene Ontology annotation, biological process: non-canonical Wnt signaling pathway; canonical Wnt signaling pathway. Lineage: Eukaryota; Metazoa; Chordata; Actinopteri; Salmoniformes; Salmonidae. The coding region runs from base 374 to 2506 and encodes 710 amino acids. The record is from RefSeq and is a predicted model, not a curated record.
AUAAAAUACAUAAUGUUUGUGGCUACACUGUCUACGCUUGAUAAUAGCACCUGCAUAUAACAACGGACAGUAUUUCCCCGGAUUGUUACUGUAAUGGGUGUUGUAUCGAUCUCCGAGACAGACAGGAUGUGGAGCUGAAAGAAAGAAGGCGGAGAAUAGUUCAAAGUCGCUGGAAACAUUGUCGCAAAAUCCGAAAGGAUUGCAAUGGAACGAUGCCCUUUAUUUAGAAUAAACUAAUAACGAAAGGGACCCCAGCAAGCCUAGAGGAAUGUAGAUGAAGAGUGAUUCGGCCUCCAACAUAAAGUUAUCCCUCCACUGAACCAAAUAGGGCUGAUUAUACACAAAGAGUUUAGCCUAGCAACCGGCUGCCACCAUGAUGAUAUCCAGGCUGGUCUGGGUGUGCCUGGCACUGCUAGGGGCGAGGAGCUGCCACGCCCACAGUCUAUUCACCUGUGAACCCAUCAAGGUGCAUCGCUGCCUGGGGAUGCUCUACAACAUGACUUUCUUCCCCAACAUGAUGGAGCACUAUGACCAGGACAUAGCAGCCAGCAGGAUGGAGCCCUUCAUGCCGCUGGUCAACCUGCGCUGCUCUCCGGACGUACAUCACUUCCUGUGUCAGGCCUUUAUCCCAGCAUGCACUGAGGACACCAAAGUGAUCCGGCCAUGUCGCGACCUGUGUGAGAAAGUUAGGUCAGACUGCAGGAAGGACAUCAGCACCUUCGGCAUCACCUGGCCUCCGGAGCUGCAGUGCGACAGGUUGGAAGAUUGCCUCUACUCUCCAGAUGGCUCAGUCCUGCCACCAACCAGAGUGACCACACCCAAGACCUCUCUGUCUACCAAGAGGGACAUGGGCUUCUGGUGCCCCUUUCAGCUGAAGACCCGACCCGGCCAGGGAUCCACGUUCCUGGGUGCCGGGGACUGCGCUCCCCCUUGCUCCAACAUGUACUUCAAGCCCCAUGAAAUCGAGUUCGCCAAGACCUUCAUCGGGGUGUGCUCCAUCAUCUGCCUCUGCGCCACACUCUUCACCUUUCUCACCUUCCUCAUCGACGUCAAACGCUUCCGCUACCCCGAACGGCCAAUCAUCUUCUACGCCGUGUGCUACAGCUUCGUGUCGCUCAUCUACUUCAUUGGCUUCCUGCUGGGGAACAAUGCAUCCUGCAACAAGGCGGUGCACCCGGCUGCCAUGGACACGGUAGUGCUGGGCUCCCAGAGUAAAGGCUGUACGUUACUCUUCAUGCUACUCUACUUCUUCUCCCUGGCCGGCAUCGUCUGGUGGGUCAUCCUCACCAUCACCUGGUUCCUGGCCGCCGGGCCCAAGUGGAGCUGCGAGGCCAUCGAGAAGAAGGCGGUGUGGUUCCACUCUGCCGCCUGGGGGAUCCCCGGAACACUAACCGUCAUGCUACUGGCUCUCAACAAGGUGGAGGGAGAUAACAUCAGCGGGGUGUGCUUCGUGGGGCUCUAUGAUCUGGACGCACUGCGGUACUUUGUGCUGGCGCCACUGUGUAUCGGGGUUGUGGUUGGGCUGUCUCUGCUCCUGGCUGGGAUCGUGUCGCUCAACAACGUGCGUCAGGUGAUCCAGCACGAUGAGAGGAACCAGGAGAAGCUGAAGAAGUUUAUGAUCCGUAUUGGGGUGUUCAGUGGUCUGUACCUGGUGCCCCUAGUCACUCUGCAGGGGUGUUAUAUCUAUGAACAGAGCCAGCGCUCCACCUGGGAAAACACCUGGAUCAAUGACCGUUGCCAGGAGUACAGCAUUCCCUGCUCACACAAGACUACAGAGUCUGGUCAUCCAGACCUGUCCCUAUUCCUCAUUAAAUACCUGAUGACCCUGGUGGUUGGGAUCUCAGCUGUGUUCUGGGUCAGCAGCAAGAAGACCUGCUCAGAAUGGGCCUUCUUCUUCAACAGGACCAGGAAGAAAGACCCCAUUAGUGAGAGCCGAAGAGUUCUCCAGGAGUCCUGUGAGUUCUUCCUCAAACACAACAGCCGUGUCCAGCACAAGAAGAACCACUACAACCCCGGCUCCCACAAACUCAAGGUCAUCUCCAAGUCCAUGGGCACCAGCACUGGUGCCUCAGUCACAGGCAACCACGGCACCUCAGCAGUGGGUAACCAUGAGGCCAUCCGGGGCCAGGCAUCUUUCUCAGAGGCCAGGGGCUCAUCUGAGGCCUCCGCCAGGGAGCAGCUGGAGAGGGGCAGCUCCACCCGUGGCUCCAGGCUGAGGGACAGGGAGAAGCAGCCCAGUGGACAGGCCCUGUCUGGGGGGAGAGAGGGGGCAGAGAGACGUAGUAAGAAGGGCAGCUCCAGCAAGGUUAGCAGCCGCUCAGAGAGCUUCCACAGAGUCCCAGAGGGAAGGAUGACUCCCCGGAGUGAACUAUCAGAGACGAGACAGAUGCCCAGUGGACAGCACCUGGCUUUAAGCAACUCCCACAGCGGCAGUGCGAAAGGCUCCGUCCCUCACCUGGUUCGCCAGUUACCAGAGGAGAAAAAGGACAAGGACAGCAGCUGUUGAGCCCAACCAGCAGGCUCCUAUGAUACUUAACACCAACAAAGAUGGGUGACUCUGGUCCUCAGGGGCUGGACUGAGUGUCUGCUGGUUUUUGUUCUGUUCUUCCUUUCAAAUGAGCAACUGAUUUAACCUGUCAUACCAUACCAGAUGUGUACACUCAGAACAAUCAGUGAUAUUAGUGGAUCGAUUAAGUACCUGAGGGAGAAUAGAGAGUUGAGAAAAUCCAAAGGACAGGAGUUUUCCUUCACACCACAGAGACGGGAAGGAAGAGACUAGGUGGGCCACUAAGAUCCUAGAGAGUUCCCUUCAGUGACCGACCCAACAGGUGUAGCUACUGUACGUCAGUCAGCUGGACUGGAUCACUGGACACAUCAAGGUGAAUGAGGUUAGAGAAUCAUGCAGCUCUUCAGACCAACAGUUGUAUUUCCCUGCUGUAAAACAGUCACUUCGGUUGACAUAUUGUUUAUUUACUUAUGAAAGCUGUACUUUUCUGAGGGUAGAUUGAUAUGUAAAGUGUGUAGAAUAUACACUGGCAAUAUUUAUGUAAACUAUUUUAUUUUCUAUCACUGGACUAGUCUUUACACUGAGUUUAAGCGCUUGAAAAUCUGAAAAUCGUGAAGGUUUCACCAAACAAUCAGAACUUCAACGAUAUCUAGCUGUGGUGGUUAACUCUUUUUAUUUUAUUUUUGUAUUCAAAUGGUUAAUGUCAUGUAUAUGUAGACACUUCCAUCAUGAAACAAUGAGAAGCAAGCAUAGCAGUUCUGUAGUUGCAGUAGACAGGAGGUUCUCACUACCAAUACAAUCAGUAUGCUACUCUACUUUUCAUUCCUUUUCCAUUAGUGUUUUUCAGUAUAUCUAUAAAUAGUUAAAUAAGCAUUUUUCAAUUUGCUGAUUCUCCUCAUUAACUUAAUUUCCUGUAAAUCUGAGUGGAGCAUGUGUUUUUUUAUACUACAGUUUCUAGAAGAAUGUGCCUUGUGAACUGAAUCAUGGUCUUCAGAUAACCUACUUUUUGUCUGUCUUCCUACAGAUGCUUUACAUGUGUGACAGUCAUUCCAUGUGUGCAUUCAUCUCCAGUGAAAUAUGUGGACAAAGUAACCAGGCUUAUUUCUGGCUCUUGACCUUAUGUAAGUUGUUGUGGUUGGACAUCUCACUACACUAGAGGAGUUACCACUUAGAGAUGAACCCAGUGCAAAUAAUGAGUGAUACUGUACAAUUUGUACAGAGAUCGAAUGUCUUUUUUUGGAGUUUAUAUUUCUGUUACGCAAUUAUCUUUAAACCAAAUAUAGUAGUAUGUAUACCUAACAUAACUGAUGAUCCAAUAUGAAAACACCAGUAGAAAAAUCAGAGACGAAAUCCAAUCCAAAGCAUGUACCUAGUUGAGUUGAUCUUUUUUGACAAAUGUGUGGGUUUUGUUCAGUAUUUCACUUGUCAUGAUUCUUACCGGUAAUCCAUGAACUGUGUUUGACUACACAUUUUUCUUGCAAGCAUUUUCCCGAAAGGCCUGUUGGGAAUAAGUCUUGCACACUGUAUGAAUAAAAACCAUGUAUCCAUCCAUACAUACUCACAAUAAUUUGAUAAGUAUUUGAAUCCCUCCAUGCUGAAUUGUUUUAUUGUCUUUAAUCUGACCCUGUCCUUGAUCUUCAUCCAUAUCUAUUGUAUAUUAUUAUGUGGCUAUCAGAAGACAAAGGUUCCAGCUAAAGGGAAUGUGUUAUCUUGCUUCCACUCCUUCACACAUGAAUAAUAUAACCACUACUCAUCCUUGAUUGCACAUAGACUUGUUUAGGCUAUAGAUUUUUUUGUAUAUAUAUAUUUUAAAUUCCCUAUACUUUUUUGUGAACUUUUGUAGACUUAUGUUGUAUGUACUAUUUGAUAUAUAUUUUGUAUCAAUUAUAUUUCCUUUUAAUAAAAGAUUAUUGAAUCAAAUAAAA